ACCAGCAGCAGUGGCUGUGCCGAGCAGGCAGCUCGGGAGCCUGGGCACGCACAGAGCUGUUUGCUCUGGGGAGGAAAAGCCAUUAGCUUCCUCAUCUCUCCUGGGAAAACAUCAUCAGGCAGCAAAGAGCAAAGGGAAGAAGUUUUCAGGGCGGCAGAGGACCAGCACUGAAGAGCGAGCAAGGUCACCGGCUGCUGCCAGCUGAGCUCCAGCCUCAGCGAGGUCCUUGCGGGGUGACAGGAGCAGCAGGGAGGCUGCAGCAGCCACCUCCCCGUGACCUUCCGUCCCUGCUGCCACCGCGGAGACCUGGCAGGAGCCGGGCGGCCUCGCUGAACCGGCCAAAAGUCAGCCAGGCGCGAGUGCAGGCGGGCAGCGGCGGCAGCCUCAGCCCCACAGCCGCAUGUCGUGGGGCACAGGGCAGCAGCUGCCCCCCGGGCUCCCCAGGGCCUCGCUGCGGAAAUCAGCCUCGAUGUAUACGGAAAUACAGCGGGAGCGACCAGAUGGUGGGAAUAUCCUGACUCACCCAGACUACAUAGAUGGAAACCCAGACCUCAUCAAACCUAAAAAACUCCUAAAUCCUGUAAAAGCCUCGAAGAGCCAUCAAGAGCUGCACAGGGAGCUGCUGAUGAACCACAAAAGAGGUUUGGGCGUGGAGAGCAAGCCAGAGCUGCAGCGAGUGCUCGAGCACCGACGGCGAGACCUGCUCAUCAAACAGAAGAAGGAAGAGGAAGAGGCAAAGAAAUUGCAGUCUCCUUUUGAAAAAGAGCUAUUAAAGAGGCACCAGAGGCUGGAUCAGCUGGAGAAAGAGCAGGAGAAGCAGGAAGACCGUGCACCAGAAUUCAUUAAAGUCAAGGAAAACCUGAGAAGAACAUCAACGGUGAUAGGGGACGAGAAGGCAGCAUAGCUUCUGCCAAAAGCCAGCGGGAUCCUACCAAGGCCAGCGCCAACACCCCCACUGAAAUCUUUGUACACGGUGGACAUUCCCAGCCACACCAUCGGGGCUACUUGCGGUUAUUAACACUUGCUCCAGUAGAAGGCACAGAAAAGGUUUUCCCAGACCAGGAGGGAAGCACUGUGGAAAAAGUGCAGUAUUCACCAAAGUACUCACACAAGUGGAUGUAGAGAGAACAGUGUUAUUUUUCCCCCAGACUGUGGGUGCACUCUAACCACCAGCUAACUCUUGGUUAAUUCUAGAGACACAGCAAAUAUUUAAAAUGGGGAAGUCUGUGUAGGAACAGCUUGGGGGAACCCCUGCUUCUUCCUGGAGGCAGGUUUGCCAGGCACAAGGGGACAAGAGGGCAGCUGCAGCUCUGGAGAGCCCUCCUAGAAACCUGGUAACUAAAAGGGACAACCUGUGUAUUACUGAGAACAGCCCAGGUGACCAUAAUGGCUUUCCCAAAGGUCACUGGCUUUGCACCAGUGUGCCAGUCAAGCGUGGCUGAGGCUGUGUCUCAGCAGCACACCUGUACUAUCAGAAAACCAACUGCUGUGUGUCCUUACCAGCGCAGCACAGGCAGGUGCAGUUGUACUUCACAAGCAGUUCCAUGCUCAGGCAGAAAAUACAUUGGGCUGUUCCAUCAACACCCCAGGUGGAAGGUAAAUGCUCUGUGCAGGAAGCAAAGGCUGGGUGUUCCCAGCAUGGGUGUCCAUGGAAGUGUGCAGUGACCAGGCAGCAGAUCCCUGUGGAUGCAGCAGACAGACAAAGUGCUUCUUGCCCCUGCACUACUGAGCUUCACCCCCUUGCCCAGCAGCUGGACAUGUGCUACCAUAGGACUCACCAGAAAUGCCCUGUAAUGGAGAGGGGGUGAUGUGGUCGUGUCCCACCAGUUCCAAGCUGUCCUGUUAAGCACCCUGCUGCUGCCUGUAGGCACCAGGGGUUACAGGGCAUGUAGGUCCUGAUGCAAAACUACUUGUGUCAGUGCUUCUCAUCCCCUUGUCCAGAGGUUAGAGCUGCCUCAUUGCAGUUGCCACUUUACAAUGCUAAAAUUCUUCUUGCUGCUGGUAUAGCCAAGCUGAGGUGGAUGGUGCAUAUGCACCCUGUAUGGACAGAGCCUGUCACACUUACAGGGCACCUGCGCCCUGGGAUAUCCAUAUGUAGAGCUAGAAGUGUGUUUUCAGGAAUAUCUCAGCUUCUUGCUUCUCACAUCAACCCUGAUACAAAGCCUGAACAGCAUAACUCACCGACUGCCUUUGGACACUGGCUCUUGAACAGCCUCAGCAGACCUCGUCAGCUGAGCAGGUCAUACCUGGUUAGUCAACAUUUAUUAUCCACAUCUUCAGUGGAUCUAGAUGUAACUUAAGGGAAACUGGGAAAUUAUACAUAUUUAUAAAAAAGUUACUAAUCCAUUCUCUAGUCUCCUGGUCAGUGGGAGUUUCAUUUCAGAGGGCUGUUGCUUGAUGUGGCGUCUUGAGUAAAACAUCUGAGCCACAUCACAUGUCAAGAGCAGUGAUACAGGUAUGGAACUUCUGUGACAGACUGGACAAUAAAAGCCCUUAACUCAGCUUCAGUCCUUGAGCACCCCAUCUCAUGGCACUGCCUCUGCUGUAGUUUUUAAGGCCCUUGCUCAUAUGCUUAUUCUAAACAUGAUUUUAUUUCAGAAAUCCAGUGCAUAUUGUCACUAUGGGUCAAACAAGGUUUGAAAAGGUCUAUUAAUGGCCUUUCCAACUGGUAAAAGCUUUUUUAUAGGUCAUGAUUAAAACCAUAAUGAAGAAGCAGUAUCCAGUAUUUUUUUCAUGGAAGAAAAAAAAAAAGCCAAAUUUCUCCAAGGAUAAAAGUGUUGCUAAGGAUGCUUGUAUAUAGCUGUAAAGAAUGUUGCAUGAUACUCAGUAGGUAACAUUGGUGUGAGUAACAAGCCAGAAUUACUGUGCUGAGGUUUUGCAAGGAGUUAUGGCACAGAUUAAGUAACCUUGAUCAAAGAGCUCAAAAAAUUCAGCAAAUUAAUUAGCAAUUUUGCCACAGAUGGAAAUGCACUCCAGGAGAGGCAAUCUGUCGCUCCAUAUGCACCAAUGAAAUUCAUGUUAUCAGCUCACCCUGGCUGGGACAGAGGUAUUUAUGCAAGCCCUCAGGUGGGAGCCAUCCAGUAAGGUCAGCAAUGAAGAAGCAGAAAGGAUUUUGCUGCUCUUCUUAAGUAUUCAAAUAUUACCUGGAGGGGAAAAAUAAAUGAAGGUGUCUCCCUUUGAUGUGAUGUCCACCAAGCACAGAGAGGGGCUGCACACAACACAGUCCAUUGUGGCUAAGGCGUGUCUGGGUCAUUUCCAGCAGGUGUCCAAAGGGUGAGGGAGGGCCAGGUCACACUGUCCUAACUCAGGCUGGGCUAGCAGAGUCAGAAGAAAUCCUUCAGGCAGUGGAGCAACAGCAGAAAGCCCCGACCCAGCUGCCCAUCAAGACCCCACAGGCUGUGAGCCGGGACACACCAGCAGGGGCAGCCAGCACAGGCAGCACCCUGGGGCACACAGCAGGGCAGACAGACCCUGACCACAGCUCCAGGCUCCAGCCCUCGGAGAUGGCACAUGGGAAAUGAUCUUUUUACUGUUGAAGUAUUGGUUUAAACAUCACAGCAUUUUCUGGCACAGCUCCUGUCACCCCUCUGAACCAAUAACCCCCAGCUGGGCUCAGACACAGAACCCGUACAACUUUCACCGGUGCUCUUGUGCUUCAUGGAACAGCAGUGAGGAGGUGGCACCCUAAAAAAAUCAGUGUAGGUAUCAUCAGGAAGAUUCUGUGGUAUCUUUGUGUCUCUAUUUCUUUUGCAUUAUUCUUUUCCCUAUGCCCCUAAAGCACACUCCUGAAUAAAACUGGUGUAUCCAGAAGAUACAGGUUGUCAGAGUAUUGAUGGAAGACAGUUUUUUGCACUGUGUAUGUUGCUUCUGUGGUAUAUAGUCUAUAUUCUGUGUUGGUGCUUAUACAUUUAUAUAAAACUAUAUGUUAUGCACCUCUACUGAAUUAACUCACUGUUUAAUGUGGACACUUCUGAAGAAAUAAACUAAAUGAUAAUUGUAUAUUUUGCUCUUUUCCACAAGGAACUGAAAAAGCUCCAAGGAUACAAACAGACAACAGCCAAAUAAACUGAAUGAACAUAAAAAACA
Messenger RNA from Pseudopodoces humilis (Tibetan ground-tit), 4086 nucleotides. RefSeq names its product family with sequence similarity 107 member A (gene FAM107A). Lineage: Eukaryota; Metazoa; Chordata; Aves; Passeriformes; Paridae. Gene Ontology annotation, cellular component: synapse; neuron projection; stress fiber. Gene Ontology annotation, biological process: actin filament bundle assembly; actin filament polymerization; regulation of actin cytoskeleton organization. The record is from RefSeq and is a predicted model, not a curated record.